AUGGCUCGUGGUAGUGGUACUAGUAAUAAUACUUCCACUAAUUCCAAUCCCAGUGGUGGCACAUCUUCUGGUUCUUCGAAUUCAGUCGAUGAUUCCAGAAGCCCCUAUUAUCUUAGCAAUGGUGAUCAUCCAAUAUUGAUCUUAGUCACUCACUCGCUGACCGGCUCUAAUUUCAAUUCUUGGUUGCGAGCUAUGGUCAUUGCUUUAACAGCGAAAAACAAAUCUCCCUUUGUUGAUGGCACUCUUCCUCGGCCUUCACCGGAUAAUCUCUUGUUCAAUGCCUGGAAUCGUUGCAAUUCAAUGGUGAUUUCAUGGCUUCUGAACUCUGUUUCAAAAGAUAUCGCUUAUAGUUUGAUGUACUUCAUCAAUGCCUAUGAUAUUUGGAACGAUAUUCGCAAUCAUUUUCAUCAGGCCAACGGUCCUCGCAUAUCUCAGCUGAAACUCCAAAUUUCCUCUCUGCAACAAGGUGCUCUCACCGUCAAUGGCUAUUAUACCCGUUUGAAGAUCUUAUAG
This is a messenger RNA of Gastrolobium bilobum, 513 nucleotides long. RefSeq lists its product as uncharacterized. Lineage: Eukaryota; Viridiplantae; Streptophyta; Magnoliopsida; Fabales; Fabaceae. The record is from RefSeq and is a predicted model, not a curated record. The transcript has a single exon. The coding region runs from base 1 to 513 and encodes 170 amino acids.